Messenger RNA from Nakaseomyces glabratus, 5316 nucleotides. RefSeq lists its product as uncharacterized. The record is from RefSeq and is a predicted model, not a curated record. NCBI's taxonomy places the organism in Eukaryota, Fungi, Ascomycota, Saccharomycetes, Saccharomycetales, Saccharomycetaceae. Gene Ontology annotation, biological process: flocculation.
AUGAUUUGGUUGCUUACGCAAACCACAGCUGCAAUAAUAGCGCUCAUACAGCUUGCGAGUUCAGCGACCAUUGACAAAAAUACAUAUCUUGACAAUCUUCCCUCUGAAGAUAUUACUGUGAAUUCCAAUGCUUUCCUAGCACUUAUACAUGCCAACACAUAUACAUUCAACGGCGGUAUUAAUAAUAAUGGUUAUUUAUUCAUGGGUAACGUGAACUCUGGUCAAUCAGGACUCAAGACUACAUUGUCAUCUGGUUCAGUCAGUAACCAAGGAACAUUUGUUUUAGAUAAUAGAAACGAAACCAAUGGUGCUAGUUUAUCCUGGUCUGGUUCGUCUUUUACCAAUACUGGAACUAUGUAUUUUUGGGGCGCAGGAUCCCCACAGAAUUCCUAUGAUUUUAACCCAUCUGGAAACUUUGAAAAUAAAGGUACUAUGGUUUUCCAUCAAGAUUCGAAAAAUACAGAUAGCUACGCUAACUUUCAAGGUAGUAAUGUGAAUAACGAUGGUACAAUAUGUUUAACAAAUACUAAAAGUUUGCUGAAGAAAUCAAUUGUAGGUAAUGGUUGUAUUACUAUUGGAGAAAACGCCAUGAUGGUUUUACAGUCAACAAGUUCUGGAACUAUGGGUUCACAAACUCUUUAUAUGACAUCCUCUUCAUCUAUUAUUUUUGCGGAGAGUGACGCGAAGACGGACAAUAUUAUUGUUCGCGGUUUUGGUAAUGGUAAUAUACUUACUUUCAGGACUUCUGUUGACCCAUUUCGUGGAAAAUGGUCUUAUGAUGGGAACAGUGGUGUUCUGACUGUGAAAUUAUGGCCUUCUAUUUCGCAUGCCUUCCAUAUUGGCAAAGGCUAUGAUAAAUCAAAGUUCAAACAAAAACAGAUUACAAAUAAUGUCACUCCUACGUUGGUGAACAACGCUGUGUACUAUGAUGGUCCCGUACCUGACACAAGUAAACCAGAUGUUUGUGCCAUCUGUCCUAAUAAUCCGCCAUGGAUUCCAGUGAUUAACGAGGAGACUAAUAAUGCCGCUUGGACUGGCACGUUCUUAUCAACUAAAGAUGUCCAUUACAAUUUUUAUACCGAUGGAAAUCAGCUUAAAGAAUCUAUAAUUUACGAUGUAGUAACUCCAAUCAGGACAGAAUUAGCAACGUCAUAUGAGGCAUGGACUGGCACAACAACUAACACUCGAACAACAAUUUUAGAAACAACAAAAGGACCAGACGGUUUUGAUACUAUCAAAGAAACAAUCAUUAUACAAACACCAAUAGAGAAAAGAACGACAACGAAAUUCGAAGGUUGGACUGGCAGUGUCACGAACACCCGUUCCACUGAUUUCUCUACCUUCACUGGCAGCGACGGCAGCGAGACGAUCGAGGCCAUCUACUACGUCCAGACGCCGAUCCACAACACAGCCACGACAGUGCUAGAGGCCUGGACUGGCAGCGUCACGAACACCCGUUCCACUGAUUUCUCUACCUUCACUGGCAGCGACGGCAGCGAGACGAUCGAGGCCAUCUACUACGUCCAGACGCCGAUCCACAACACAGCCACGACUGUGCUAGAGGCCUGGACUGGCAGCGUCACGAACACCCGUUCCACUGAUUUCUCUACCUUCACUGGCAGCGACGGCAGCGAGACGAUCGAGGCCAUCUACUACGUCCAGACGCCGAUCCACAACACAGCCACGACAGUGCUAGAGGCCUGGACUGGCAGCGUCACGAACACCCGUUCCACUGAUUUCUCUACCUUCACUGGCAGCGACGGCAGCGAGACGAUCGAGGCCAUCUACUACGUCCAGACGCCGAUCCACAACACAGCCACGACUGUGCUAGAGGCCUGGACUGGCAGCGUCACGAACACCCGUUCCACUGAUUUCUCUACCUUCACUGGCAGCGACGGCAGCGAGACGAUCGAGGCCAUCUACUACGUCCAGACGCCGAUCCACAACACAGCCACGACAGUGCUAGAGGCCUGGACUGGCAGCGUCACGAACACCCGUUCCACUGAUUUCUCUACCUUCACUGGCAGCGACGGCAGCGAGACGAUCGAGGCCAUCUACUACGUCCAGACGCCGAUCCACAACACAGCCACGACAGUGCUAGAGGCCUGGACUGGCAGCGUCACGAACACCCGUUCCACUGAUUUCUCUACCUUCACUGGCAGCGACGGCAGCGAGACGAUCGAGGCCAUCUACUACGUCCAGACGCCGAUCCACAACACAGCCACGACAGUGCUAGAGGCCUGGACUGGCAGCGUCACGAACACCCGUUCCACUGAUUUCUCUACCUUCACUGGCAGCGACGGCAGCGAGACGAUCGAGGCCAUCUACUACGUCCAGACGCCGAUCCACAACACAGCCACGACAGUGCUAGAGGCCUGGACUGGCAGCGUCACGAACACCCGUUCCACUGAUUUCUCUACCUUCACUGGCAGCGACGGCAGCGAGACGAUCGAGGCCAUCUACUACGUCCAGACGCCGAUCCACAACACAGCCACGACAGUGCUAGAGGCCUGGACUGGCAGCGUCACGAACACCCGUUCCACUGAUUUCUCUACCUUCACUGGCAGCGACGGCAGCGAGACGAUCGAGGCCAUCUACUACGUCCAGACGCCGAUCCACAACACAGCCACGACUGUGCUAGAGGCCUGGACUGGCAGCGUCACGAACACCCGUUCCACUGAUUUCUCUACCUUCACUGGCAGCGACGGCAGCGAGACGAUCGAGGCCAUCUACUACGUCCAGACGCCGAUCCACAACACAGCCACGACUGUGCUAGAGGCCUGGACUGGCAGCGUCACGAACACCCGUUCCACUGAUUUCUCUACCUUCACUGGCAGCGACGGCAGCGAGACGAUCGAGGCCAUCUACUACGUCCAGACGCCGAUCCACAACACAGCCACGACAGUGCUAGAGGCCUGGACUGGCAGCGUCACGAACACCCGUUCCACUGAUUUCUCUACCUUCACUGGCAGCGACGGCAGCGAGACGAUCGAGGCCAUCUACUACGUCCAGACGCCGAUCCACAACACAGCCACGACAGUGCUAGAGGCCUGGACUGGCAGCGUCACGAACACCCGUUCCACUGAUUUCUCUACCUUCACUGGCAGCGACGGCAGCGAGACGAUCGAGGCCAUCUACUACGUCCAGACGCCGAUCCACAACACAGCCACGACAGUGCUAGAGGCCUGGACUGGCAGCGUCACGAACACCCGUUCCACUGAUUUCUCUACCUUCACUGGCAGCGACGGCAGCGAGACGAUCGAGGCCAUCUACUACGUCCAGACGCCGAUCCACAACACAGCCACGACAGUGCUAGAGGCCUGGACUGGCAGCGUCACGAACACCCGUUCCACUGAUUUCUCUACCUUCACUGGCAGCGACGGCAGCGAGACGAUCGAGGCCAUCUACUACGUCCAGACGCCGAUCCACAACACAGCCACGACUGUGCUAGAGGCCUGGACUGGCAGCGUCACGAACACCCGUUCCACUGAUUUCUCUACCUUCACUGGCAGCGACGGCAGCGAGACGAUCGAGGCCAUCUACUACGUCCAGACGCCGAUCCACAACACAGCCACGACAGUGCUAGAGGCCUGGACUGGCAGCGUCACGAACACCCGUUCCACUGAUUUCUCUACCUUCACUGGCAGCGACGGCAGCGAGACGAUCGAGGCCAUCUACUACGUCCAGACACCUAUUUUUGUGUCUAGUUCAGACAUUCAUAGAAGUCCAUCGCACUCUAUCGACUCUUCUUCUACUGUACAAGCUAGUAUUGUAAGUUCCGCUAUGAGUUUGAAUUCCACUAAUUCUGAUAAAUAUGACGACACUCUCCGUGAAACGACUAUUUAUUCAACAUUCUACUCCAUGUCAAUGACAAUAGAGGAAAAAAUUGAAUAUUUUAUUUCAACUGAUGAAAAUGGCAAUAAGGUACAGGGAAUACAUACCGAAAUGAGUGGCUACAUGGUAGAUUCUCAACCUGUCUAUGCCUCAUACAAUAGCUCUAAAUCAGAGUCUGUUACAUCCUUAUCUUCCACUCAAGUGCCAACCAGCAGUGUAAUAGAUUCAAUAACAUCAAGCUCUAUUAUUGAGAAUUUCAUUGAGUCCGCAUCUACCUCGACUUAUCAAUCUGAUGAUUGGUCAGUCACACAGAUUGUAUCAUACUACAUUGUAACAAAUUCCAACGGUACACUACAGCAAGGAAUCAAUACCGUGUAUUUUAGAGAAAGAGUUGAUAGCUUACCAAUAUUUUUAAACUCAUCGGUUAGUCUCACCUCAGGUACCUUAACUUCUUCGAUUGAUGUUCCUUCCGAUCCUAACAUUAUUAGCGAAAGUACCGGUACCACGAUACCCGAGAAAGAAACUACUCUAUUCUCAAGCAAUUAUAAUCCGGAGAGUCAUGUCGAUAAAAGCUCCAGCAAAAUCUUCACUAGAUAUCAAAACUCAAGCUCCUCAAAUAUACAAUCAUCAGAACGAAAAUUAUCGACAGGUGAAGAUACUCAAAUAUACUCUAGAAAAACUGUAACAGAAACUGAUUAUAGCUUGAUUGCCAGUACGACUACUACGUGCCCACUCUCUAAUACAGGAUCGAGUAUGCAAUCCAAGAUUUACUCUUCCUCUCAUAUAGAGAAACAAAGCUUGGCAGAUACAACUUCAUCGAUAACCAGUAAGAAAAAGGAAGAAAUCAUUACAAAAACUUCUACCAAACAAUGGAGCUCUCCAUCUGCAUUGAAACCAUCGAAUGUUUUGGAAGAUAUUUCAAUAUUGCCACAAGUCCAAAAAUCAUCAAUAACUUCAACAAAAUCUAAAACAGUAGUUGUUUCAAGACCAAGUCAGAGCAUAGAUAAUGAAGCUAGGUCCUCAAAAUCUGAUAGCACGAAAAUAUCUAUAUCAACCAAAUCGCUAACUAUGGACAAUAAAUCGAACAAUGCGCAACUUGAUGUAACAACUUCUAAGACAUCCUUAUCAAGCCAUACUGUUCUAAAAUUGACUCCAUCCGAUGUUUAUAAUGAUAGUGAUAGUAAAACGAGCUCAGCAACGAAAAUUGCAUCAUCAUUUGUAACACCACCAACAAUUAGUCAUAUUGAGAGCACAUUGAUAACAAAGACACCAAAUAGAAUCGAUUCCGUGGCCAGUUCAUCGACGCAAACCACUAAGCAAAUCCUUCAACAAAUAAACAUCACAAAAGAAACCUCUUCUAUUGUGUCAAUGUCGCAGUCCGUUUAUUUACAGACUGCAAAUAGUGCAGGAUCAAGAUUGACAAAAACUGCAACCUUCGUCAAAUUCAUCUUGGGAAUAACAGUGCUCAUUACCAUACUUUGA